GCCGUGCCGUGCCGUGCCUGUCUGCCGGCGGGAUGGAGGAGCUCUACAGCAAGGCGGAGACCCUCGCCCUUCGGAGAAAACACAUCGGGCCUUCCUGCAAAGUUUUCUAUGCCAAGGACCCUCUGAAGAUAGUCCGUGCUCAGGGCCAAUAUAUGUUUGAUGAGAAAGGAGAAAAAUACUUAGACUGCAUCAACAACGUUGCACAUGUGGGCCACAGCCAUCCAUACGUGAUAAAGGCUGCAACAAAACAGAUGGAGCUGCUCAACACAAACUCUCGCUUCCUGCAUGACAACCUUGUUCAGUAUGCACAGCGACUCACAGCCACCCUGCCUGAGAAACUCUCUGUUUGCUAUUUUGUUAACUCUGGGUCUGAAGCAAAUGAUCUUGCUCUGCGACUGGCUCGGCAGUUCCGCGGGCACCAAGAUGUGAUCACCCUGGAAAAUGCUUACCAUGGCCAUGUUACAUCUCUGAUCGACAUCAGCCCCUAUAAAUUUAAUCAGCUGGGAAAGGACAGCAAGAAGGAGUAUGUGCAUGUGGCUCCUUCUCCAGAUAUCUACAGAGGGAAAUACAGGGAAGACCACCCAGAUCCAGCAAGUGCUUAUGCUGAAGAGGUGAAAAAGAUUAUUGAAGAAACUCAGAAGAAUGGACGCAAGAUUGCUGCCUUCAUAGCUGAAUCCAUGCAGAGCUGUGGAGGCCAAGUAAUUCCACCUGUGGGCUAUUUCCAGAAAGUGGCAGAGUAUGUGCGUGCAGCAGGUGGAGUGUUCAUAGCUGAUGAGGUCCAGGUUGGCUUUGGCAGAGUUGGAAAGCAUUUUUGGGCAUUCCAGCUGCAAGGUGAAGACUUUGUGCCCGACAUUGUCACCAUGGGAAAGCCCAUUGGCAACGGACACCCCAUGUCUUGUGUGGUCACAACAAGGGAAAUUGCUGAAGGUUUUGGUGCUUCUGGACUGGAGUAUUUCAAUACAUUUGGAGGCAAUCCAGUGUCUUGUGCCAUUGGCUUGGCUGUGCUGGAUGUAAUAGAGAAAGAAGGUCUCCAAGGGAAUGCCACAACUGUAGGAAAUUAUCUCCUGGAGUUGCUGGCUGAGCAAAAGGAGAAGCAUCCCUUAGUGGGAGAUAUCAGGGGUGUUGGAUUGUUUGUUGGAGUGGAUCUGGUGAAAGAUAAGCAGAAGCGAACACCAGCCACGGCUGAAGCUCUUCAUCUUAUUUACAAACUCAAAGAGCAUCAAAUCCUUCUUAGUGCAGAUGGACCCUACAGGAAUAUUUUAAAAUUUAAACCACCAAUGUGUUUCACAAUGGAAGAUGCAAAGCAUGCAGUGGAGACACUUGAUGCACUUCUUACAGAACUGGAAGAGGCCACUGGAAUGAAGACAGAAAAUAAUGCAUCUACAAAUGUGCAGUGUAAAAGAAAAACAACUGAAGAGAGUUCUCAGCCAGAAGGUGCCAGUGAAAGCAUUGGCCACAUGAAUGGAGCUGCCUGCCGACAAGAAAAUGGGAUUUAUUCGAAAAAACGCUCAGUGCCAAGUAAAAGAAUAAGAACAUGAAGAGGGACAGCUUCUUCACUCACUUUGAAUUUGUGUCCGUCUUGCUUUUGAGAUGAAGAGUGCAAUAGUCCGAGUCCUAGGAUCUGUUUGAAGCCUAGUCAUGCCUUUCAUAAACUGGCUGGAUUCCUAUUAGCUUCAGUAGGUUUAAAAUACCUUUUCAGAUACGUGAGAACUGUGCCAUGUGGUUUGAAAUCUAGAUGCGACA
This is a messenger RNA of Camarhynchus parvulus, 1743 nucleotides long. RefSeq names its product ethanolamine-phosphate phospho-lyase (gene ETNPPL). Gene Ontology annotation, cellular component: mitochondrion. NCBI's taxonomy places the organism in Eukaryota, Metazoa, Chordata, Aves, Passeriformes, Thraupidae. The coding region runs from base 33 to 1538 and encodes 501 amino acids. Gene Ontology annotation, molecular function: ethanolamine-phosphate phospho-lyase activity; transaminase activity; pyridoxal phosphate binding. The transcript has 13 exons. The record is from RefSeq and is a predicted model, not a curated record.